Molecule: messenger RNA, 1390 nt
Organism: Danio aesculapii
Lineage: Eukaryota; Metazoa; Chordata; Actinopteri; Cypriniformes; Danionidae
Gene: sgf29
Product: SAGA complex associated factor 29
Exons: 9
Coding region: 189-1157 (322 amino acids)
Cellular component (GO): SAGA complex
Source: RefSeq, a predicted model, not a curated record
UGUCCCUUCACUGUGUCCGUACGAGGCCUAGCUAGUAAGCUAACAAAUUAUCGGAAAGCGUAAACAAACGCUUAAAAUUCGUUAAGGAAAGCGAAACUUUAAUAAAUUAAUAUUUUCGACUGUAGUUCGUGUACUAAUACGCAAGGUGAAUCUGGAGAGAAUCUCGCAGUUGUGUGUUUGAAGGUAUAAUGGCUUUAGUCUCGGCAGACACCAAAAUCGCUGAGUUGCUGAAUGAGUUACAUCAGCUCAUAAAGCAAACUCAGGAAGAGCGAUCAAGAAGCGAACACAACCUUCUCAACAUCCAGAAAACACAUGAAAGGAUGCAGACAGAAAAUAAAAGUAAGGCCUACAAUGAAUCUAAGGGUGUAAUCAGAUUUGUGAAUUUAAUCUGCUCCACAUUGAACGUGCUUAUGUCUUCCUGCUCAGCUUCUCCAUAUUAUCGGACUAAAUUGAGGGGUCUUUACACCACAGCUAAAGCAGAUGCUGAAGCAGAAUGCAGUAUACUUCGCCGGGCGCUUGACAAAAUUGCUGAAAUUAAAUCUCUUUUGGAGGAGAGAAGGAUUGCUGCGAGAAUGGCAGGAGUGUACAGCGACAAUGACCCACCCAGAAAGACCAUGCGCAGAGGAGUCCUCAUGACCCUUUUACAACAGUCAGCCAUGACACUUCCGCUAUGGAUCGGCAAACCUGGCGAGAGUCCUCCACCUCUUUGCGGUGCUAUACCUGCAAGUAGCGACUAUGUGGCCAAGCAGGGGGACAAAGUGGCAGCUCGGGUGAAGGCUGUGGAUGGUGAUGAACAGUGGAUUCUUGCGGAAGUUGUCAGCUACAAUCACUCCACCAACAAGUAUGAGGUCGAUGAUAUUGAUGAAGAGGGUAAAGAGAGACACACAUUGAGUCGCAGAAGAAUAAUACCACUCCCACAGUGGAAAGCAAACCCCGAGACGGACCCAGAGGCCCUGUUCAGUAAAGAUCAGCUGGUUCUGGCUCUCUAUCCACAGACCACCUGCUUUUACAGAGCUUUGAUCCACACACCGCCACAUCGGCCUCAAGAUGACUACUCUGUUCUGUUUGAGGACACAUCUUAUGCUGAUGGCUAUUCUCCACCUCUCAACGUAGCCCAGAGAUAUGUAGUGGCCUGCAAGGAGAACAAGAAGAAGUGACCGAAAUGUACAAAAGCAGGAUGUUCAGAAAGAGCCUGCAUGAUUGGUGUGAUUGAAAACUGAAUUUUGAGAGUUUGUUCUGUUUUAAUGUGCAUUGGUCUCUCUUUUUUUUUGUUAACAUGUAAAUAGUGCUGGGCCGUAUAUUUUAUACUGCAUCUUUUUACGCUGUUUUUGUGGAUCUAAAUGCAAAUGAAUUGUGCUAAAGUAAAUAAAUCCUGUUUGUUUGAAUUAAA